ACCCCCACCUCCUCCUUCACCCCUCACACCCACCCUCACCCACAGCCUACAUCCCCUCUCACACCACACCACACGGCUUAUGGCAGCGUAUUCGUCGGGGAUGGACCCGGACAUUGCAUACACUGUCCGGGUGGUGGUCAUUGGAGAUCCAAGCGUGGGAAAGUCGAGCGUGGUGCGAAGGCUAGCAACAGGAAUGUUCUCGGAGAACCACAUUGCCACCAUCGGGGCAGAGUUCCACAACGUGGUGCUGGAGGUCCCGAUCCCGCCCGAGAAUGCGCCCGUCGCUGUCCGAGUCCAACUGUGGGAUACGGCCGGCCAGGAGCGGUAUCGAUCUGUGGCACCAGCAUACUAUCGCGGUGCACCAGCAGUGAUUGUCAUGUACAACGUGUGUGCAAAGUCGUCGUUCACGGCAGUCGCCUCGUGGCUCAGCGAAGCUGCCGCCCAUCUCGGACACGACGGCGCGGUGUUUGCGCUCAUGGGCAACAAGAUCGAUCUUGCUGACGCAUCGGGCGUCGGCUUGCGCGAGGUGAGCCGUGACGAUGGCGAGGCGCUCGCUGCCGCGCACGGUAUGCUCUUUGCUGAGACGUCGGCCAAGACCGGGGCCGGCGUGGCGGACGCAUACGUCGCGGUCGCGGCUGCAGUUCUCGCCGACGAGGACGCGCGCGACCGAUGUACAGCGCAGCGGCACGGGGCCAGGGCCUCGGGGAUCUCCAUCCCCCGCCGCCGAGAAAAGGCGUGGAUACGCGCCCCUGGCGGGCCUGCGUGUGGUUGGUGACGAUGGCGAGGCUGCUGCCGAGGCCGAAGACGCGGGCGGAUGCUGCUUCUGACGAGAAGGGUAAGGUAAGGGGGGACAACAAAGAGCGAUGCGGGGUUUGUGCAAAGGGCUAUGUGGAGGG
Molecule: messenger RNA, 896 nt
Organism: Thecamonas trahens ATCC 50062
Lineage: Eukaryota; Apusomonadida; Apusomonadidae
Exons: 2
Coding region: 80-775 (231 amino acids)
Molecular function (GO): GTP binding; GTPase activity
Source: RefSeq, a predicted model, not a curated record